AUGCCCACAUCGCAACCCAACGAGGCGACCGCCUGGCUCGUCGUGGCCGAGAGCAUCUCGCUCUGCGGACGCCGCAUGCGCGGGGCAUUGUCGUCGGCCUUGAGCGAAGUCGAACUCGGCGACGCCCAGUUCUCACUGCUAUGGAACUGCCUCAACUCAACCGCCGGCGGCUCCAGCCAGCGACACCUGGCCGAAGCCCUCAGCGUUUCGCCAGCUCAUGUCAGCUCAACGCUGGAACAGCUCCGCCGACUGGGGUUCUUGAAGUCGCAGCGAUGCGAAACCGACCGGCGACGACAAGUGUGGGUGGUCACCCCCGAAGGCCGCAACGUGGUGCACCGAGUUGUGAACCGCCUGCAACCUUGGGCGACGCAAUUGGCAAACGAACUCGGUAGCGAGUCGCAGGAAGAGUUACUCGGCUUACUGCAGGCGCUGCUGAAGUUGCUCGGCGAUUUGGAACUGGAAGCGUCAAACCCCAAUGAUCACGACAACGGCAACUCCCGCCUCCGCGGGCUGUUGGGACUCGCCCUAAUUCUGACUGCAUGGCUCGGCGGGAGCGGCUGCAGUUUGCCUUACUACCGUGAACAGGCCGACUGGGACGCGUACCGUUUGAUCCACCAGAAGAAUGAACACCCGCACUGGUACAGCGGGCGCUACAACAUCAACAUCAACCCGCGAUCGCGAAUGUACGAUCCGUACGAUCCUGAUUGUGAGCCGAUGCCGCCUGAUGAUCCGGUGGCCAACCGUUUGAUGCACACCAUCGACGGAAAACAGGCUUACCCGUGUUGGUACAAGAACGGCACCACGCCUUAUGUGCAGAACCCUAUGUGGGCGCAGUACCUCGAAACCGACGAGGAAGGCGAGUUGGUUCUCAAAAUGAACCAGGCCGUGCUGCUCGCGCGAUUGAACUCAACCGAGUAUCAGGGCAACCUUGAAGACCUUUAUCUGUCGGCACUCGACGUGGCAUUCGAGCGAUUCCGUUUCGACACACAGUUCUUCGCCAGUACCGAUACGAAUGGCGACUUCGAUGGCCGCGACAUUGGCGGACAGUCUUCGAGCAUUCUGAAUGUGAACAACGACGUGGAAGCCCGACGGCUCUUCGCCAGCGGUGGAGAGCUUGUCGCCGGGUUUGCCAACAGUUUCGUGUGGCAAUUUGCCGGCACCGAUACGUACGCAGCAAGCUCGUUGUUGGACUUCUCGUUAUUGCAACCGCUACUACGAGGCGGAACGCGAGCCGUUGUGCUUGAAACGUUGACCAUCAGCGAACGUGUGCUGCUUUACAACGUUCGCCAGAUGGAACGGUACCGCAAAGGAUUCUACGUGGAAGUCACCACCGGUCGCAGUGCGGGCCCUGGCCCGAACCGGCGUGGUGGUCUCUUCGGCGGUGCCGGACUUACCGGGUUCACCGGUGUUGGUGGUGGAGGUUUCGGUGGAGUCGGCGGUGGCGGUGGAGGAUUCGCCGGCGGCGCCGGUGCCGCACAGGCGGGUGGUUACCUCGGUCUGCUGCAAGAUCAGCAACAGAUUCGCAACCAGGAAGCCAACGUCGCGGGGCUGCGCGACAGUCUGGCUCAGCUUCAAGCCACUUACGACGCAGGGCGCAUCGAUCGCUUCCAAGUCGACCUGGCUCUGCAGGCCUUAUACAACGCGCAGAGUCGGUUACUGUCGACCAAAGCCGCGUACGAAUCGUCGCUCGACAACUUCAAGGUUUCACAACUUGGGCUUCCGCCAGACGUGCCUGUGGAAACGAACGAUUCGAUCCUCGACCAGUUCAAUCUCAUCGAUCCCGGCCUGACGGAAAUCCAGAACAGCGUGGGCGAUGUGCUCGAAAACCUGCGCGAUGCUGGCAACAACGCCGAGGAAAUCUCGAUCGACAUGGAUGCGGCCGAUGCCGUAAGGGCCAAAGCCGCCGCACACUUGGCAAUCGUCGAAGAGGACCUCGAGAAGCUCGACGAAGCUCUGCCCGAGCGGCGAGAGUCGCUCGAGAAGCUGCGACGUUCGGAAGAACUGCAGAAAGGGAACGUCAACCCCGCGGCUUACAGCAUCGAGGACAUGGAGCAACGGGCCGAGCAACUGCAUCGCGACUUCAAGCAGCUUGUGGUUCGGCUGGAAGAAACCUUCGGGGCCCUGCGAAACCUGGCCGCCGAUGCCGAGCAGUUGCCGACAGAAACUGCCCGUACGCUGCUGAUCGACACCCUGACGAGCCUCUCCGGUGAGUUGGUGGACUUGAUGCUCAUCCAAGCUCGGUCACGGCUCGAGUCGGCCACGUUGAUCGACAUCGAUCUCGAUCCGCACACGGCAUACAUGAUCGCACUGAACAACCGGCUCGACAUCAUGAAUGCUCGGGGCAACCUGGUCGAUACGUGGCGGCUCAUCACCUUCAAUGCCAACCGGCUGGAAGGUGAAUUGAACAUUAGCCUCGAAGGCGAUCUGGGCACCAACGACGACAAGCCAUUCCGCUUCCGUGGGACCUCGGGCAGCUUACGGGCGGGCAUCGAGUUCGACGCGCCGAUCACUCGACUGGAAGAAAGAAACCUGUAUCGGCAGUCGCUCAUCGAAUAUCAGCAGGCCCGUCGGUCGUUCUACGAACUUCGCGAUCAGUUGUACCAAGGUCUGCGGAACACCUUGCGAACCGUCGAGUUGAACAAGCUGAACUUCGAGCUGCGGCGCGCAGCGGUGCUAACGGCCAUUAACCAGGUGGAAGUGACUCAACUGCGUCUGAACCAACCGCCGCAGCCGGGCGAGCAAUCGCAAUUAGGUGCGACGACGGCCCGAGACCUUGUUAGCGCAUUGUCCGACUUGCUGUCGGUGCAGAACGACUUCCUCAGCGUGUGGGUGAACAACGAAGUGCAACGCGUCGGGUUGGACUUCGACCUGGGAACGAUGCGACUCGACAAACAAGGUCUGUGGGUCGAUCCGGGCCCGAUUACGGCUGAAGCCCUGGGGGCACCGACCUCCGGUGAAGCCGACGCCGACAUGGAUCUCAUUCCACCGGGCAACGACGACCAAAGUGCCCCGGGCGUGAUUCCGCCGAAUGUGCCUUCGAUCGAAGAGGCCCUGCCGCUGGAUCCCGAGGCCGAGCCGCUGGAGAUGCCAGCACCGGCGGUUCCUCCGACCGAUUCGAUUCAACUCGAGUUGCCUGAACCCAAAGCGGCAAAAACUACGCAAACCACCAAGGCGACCACCACCGUGCGGUUGAUCACGGCGGAGGCCCCACCAGACGAUGAGGAUGGGGACUCGGCACCCGCUUCAGACGACGAGUCGGAUGUUCCAGAGGAGAAGGCGACCAGUAAGAAGGAUCACCCCCCAGGCGGAGGAUGGAAACCAUCCAAGCCUCGCUAG
This is a messenger RNA of Cladocopium goreaui, 3336 nucleotides long. The record is from the annotation of a GenBank genome assembly. NCBI's taxonomy places the organism in Eukaryota, Dinophyceae, Suessiales, Symbiodiniaceae.